Molecule: messenger RNA, 7447 nt
Organism: Gadus morhua (Atlantic cod)
Lineage: Eukaryota; Metazoa; Chordata; Actinopteri; Gadiformes; Gadidae
Gene: pgap1
Product: post-GPI attachment to proteins inositol deacylase 1
Exons: 26
Coding region: 178-2994 (938 amino acids)
Biological process (GO): endoplasmic reticulum to Golgi vesicle-mediated transport; GPI anchor metabolic process
Cellular component (GO): endoplasmic reticulum
Molecular function (GO): phosphatidylinositol deacylase activity
Source: RefSeq, a predicted model, not a curated record
CAUUGGGCAGCUUAUCCGCCCGCCCCCUUACGUUUUCAUAGUGGGAGGUUUCUCGUGGUGAGCGUGUCUACUGUAGGGCUACAGUUGGUGAUUGUCGCUGCCGGUGUCCACGGAAACGGGAGUAGUGCGAUGGAAACGAAGCGUCUCACAUCGCCGAUCCUGUGUUCCGGUUGAAGGAUGAGGUUCUCGGUGUUCUACGGGGCGGCUCUCGUGCUGCUGGUCGCGGGGCUUCGCGAGCUGCUGACGGGGUCCGAGGAGAACCGGUGCAGCAUGACCUACAUGUACGAGUAUCCAGAAUACAGGCGGGUCACCUUGCCGCGGCGUGUCUCCAGGCUGUACCCGGCCUACGGCCUCUACCUGUACGGCGAGGGCCUCUACGCCCAGGAGACACGGGCCCUCAAGCUGUCCGGGGCCCCUGUGCUCUUCCUGCCCGGGAACGCAGGAAGCUACAAGCAAGCUCGCUCCCUGGGCUCGGUGGCGCUGAGGAAGGCGGAGAGCCUGGAUGGGGGGGUUCACCUCAACGUGUUCACCGUGGACUUCAACGAGGAGCUGGUGGCGCUGUACGGGGGCAGCCUGCGCAAGCAGACCCUCUUCCUGCACGAGUGCAUCAAGGCCGUGCUGCGCCUCUACAAGGGCCAGGAGCGGCCGCCGCGCUCGGUGGUCCUGGUGGGCCACUCCAUGGGCGGAGUGGUGGCCCGCGCGCUCUUCACCCUGCCCCGCUUCAGCCCCCCGCUGGUCAGCCUCAUCCUCACCCAGGCCUCCCCCCACCUGGCCCCAGUGCUGGCCCUGGACACACAUCUGCUGGGCUUCUACUCUGCGGUGCGGGAGAGGUGGGUGAGGCACGCGGACAGCCUGGCCAACGUCACCGUGCUGUCGGUGGGGGGGGGUUACCGUGACUACCAGGUGCGCUCCGGCCUGACGACCCUGCCCUGCUCCCCGGGAGACCCCAACAAGCUGUCUCUGGUGGCGACUGCGGUUCCCAGGACCUGGGUGUCCACCGACCACCUGUCCAUCGUCUGGUGCAAAGAGCUGGUCCUGGCCACAGUGCGAGCGUUCUUUGACCUCAUCGACCCCGAGACCAACCAGUUCACAGACAGUGUGGUGAGGAGGAUGGAGGUGCUGCACCACCACUUCAUCAGACACCCCGUCAGGAUGCUGGAUGAGACCCCGGAGGCCCCCCUCCCCCUGCCAGAUUCUCCUGAGGCGUGGAAUGAAGUGAAUGCACUGCGUCUGGCGUACAGCGCCCCCAAGGAAGGUCAGGCAAAGUACUUCCUGUUUGCCCUGUCCAGUCGCAGGAAGGCUUACAGCCACUUCUACUGUCGCAGCAACAACAUGGAGAUGUCCAGCUGGGUGUAUGGAUGUGUCCAGAAGACUGGCUCCAUGUGUGUUCGUGCGGUGGACCUGUCCCGUGGAACAGAACUCCUACCUCCAUAUAAGGUGCUCGUCCUGAGCCUCAGCGACCUGUCUUCUGUCUCUCACCUGGUGGUCGCCGCCUCAAACCUCAAUGGCAAGCAGUUCACGGUGGAGUGCGAGUGGCAGAGACAGGAGGCCCAGACCGUGUCCGUCUCCGUGCCGCACGUCCUCUCCUUCGGGUUGACCUCCAGUGACGUGACGGUGAACUCCUCGGGACUCCUGCACACCGUGGAGCUGGAGCACUUCCACCAGGUCUACCAGUCUUUCAGAAUUACGGUCACAAGCCACUGCAAAGUACAAAAGGAUAGAAUGGCCAACGUGUACCGGAUGAAGGUGCCAUGGUUCAGAGAGGACUUCUUAACCACUGCCAGUGUUCCUUCUGUGACUGAGAUCUCGGGGAUGCUCCACACCAGUCGCCCGGGCAACACCUCCUCAGCUCUGCUUCAGCUGCACACCGCCCCAAACUGCCAGUACAAGGUGCUGGUGAGGACCUCUUUCCCGAGGGUUAUGGGACAGGUCCUGCGGUUCUGCGGGCCCCAGCUGCCCGUGUACAUGGCCGUAACGCUCCUGCUGGCCUGCGGGGGGCAGCUGUGGUCCAUCGCCAGGACCGGGAAGCCUCUGGAGGCCAGCCAGGCCGUGGGCUGGGGCCUGCAGCCUCACAAAGUGGGCCUCCCCGUCUACCUCCUGCACCUGCUGCUGGGGUGCAGCCAGUUCCAGGAGGCCUGGUCGGCGCUGGGCCUCCCCGCCAUGGACGCCCUGCCCCCCACCGCCCCCGACCACUCCACCCUGGAGGGGGGGCCCGUGGACGAGUGGCCCCACCUCCUCGGGCCCCUGCUGUACCUCCUGGGGGCCACGCUGGCGUUCUGGGGCAGCGCCCUGCUGCGUCUCUCCCUGGCCCUCCUCUCCCUGGCCGCGGCUCCUCUGACCAGACCGUCGGUGGCCCCGGACUGUGGGACUCUGGGCCGGCGGAGGCAGGCCCUCCUCCUCCUGGUCCUCAGCAUAGUGGGCGGGACUUCCUGUGGGGCCGUUGCAAUCUUCAGUGCCUUCCUGAUUCACCUCUACAGGGUCGUCCGUCUACAGAUGGCUGAACGCUCUCUGAGUCACAUGCUGAAUCUGGCGCCAGAGAAGAACAACGGGGGGGAGGACAACGGUGCGGGGACGGGGGCGGCCCCCCCGGGGGUCUACAGACAGAGGAACGGCGGGGGGGCGCUGCUGUCGGAGGGCCUCCUGCACCAGGUGAAGAGCGACCUCCAGCUCCACCUCUCCCUGUCUGCCCUCUUCACAUUAGCCAUCAUGCUCAGCGCGCCCUCGCUGCUCCACUGGGCCCGCAACCUGAGGUACUCUCCCCGGCUGGACCCAGACUCACUCUGGCCGCACACUCUGCCUCUGCUCGCUGCCAUGGUCCUGCUCAUCGACUGCAGCUGUCAUGCACUGAGCCACAGCAAACUCCUCCGCGUGGUUUGCCACCUCCCCCUGCCCCUCUGCGUUGCCAUGGUGACCUUCUCUCCGCUCCAUCUCUACAGAUUGACCUACUUCCUGUCCGCAGCGCUGGUCCCGCUGGCCGUAUCCUGUCUCCUCUGACGGCAGUCAGACGGUAUCGGUCCCUCACUCCAAACACACAGACUCUCUCACUGCCUCAGUGAGGCCACUACCUGUCUCACUGCCUCAGUGAGGCCACUACCUGUCUCACUGCCUCAGUGAGGCCACUACCUGUCUCACUGCCUCAGUGAGGCCACUACCUGUCUCACUGCCUCAGUGAGGCCACUAACUGUCUCACUGCCUAGUGGGCCUGGUCAGUGAACUACCUGGAAUACGUUCCCUUGACGACCUUAUCUCAACCUUGCAGAACACUAACUGGAUCAUCUCAAUAAUUUCACUUCAACUCAUCCCAACCCGACUGGAUGCCUAAAUAAAACCCAUCAUGGAGCAAACAUCCAAUUAGACGCCCCCACAGGAAGGAGGGGUUAUCUGGUUGCCAUGGGAGCAGAGCUAUUGCUCGUACAUGGUUUAGGAAGCUCCCAGUUCAGUACCAGGAGCUGCCAUGGUAACCAAUGAUUACCAACAUGCUGGGAGAACGACCUGGGAGUGAUGGGGACCAGUACUGAAGCCCUGAUGGAUCUAGACCCUUUGCCUUACUCUGUGUAUGUUUAGGUGGGCUCUAGGUUGACAAAUGGUAUCGGGGCCAUUAACAAGUACAUACGUGUACGUGUGAGGAGCAGACUACAGGGUGGCACUGCUAACGUCGCUGGUGUUUUGUGGCUUUUUUUUGUGUUUUAGUUUAUUGAUUUAGUUUAUAGUGGGGGAUGUUGAGUCUGGUGGUCUACGACAUUAGUGCUGCGUUGGCGUUUCUGUCCGUCCAUUCAAUCUGAACAGACGGCGCAGCUCUUACACUAAGGGUUCUUGAGACCAUACUGUAGUUGUCUGGAGGCCAAGUAUAUUUAUCAAACAUCUCCUGUAUCGUCGUGGAGUUGAAUAAAGCAGAGGGAGCUCUGUUGACUCCACCCUCUCCCUCGGUCUGAUGGUUUGAUACGGGCGGAGCAGCCCUGACACCAAGGCUGCGCCCGGGCAGGUCUCUACAAACCGGUCUGUUGGUGAGUGUUCUCCUUCAUAGGCGGUAGCUGGGGCCUGGACUCUGUUGUACUGGUAGGAGGCAGGACUCUGUUGUACUGGUAGCUAGAGGCAGGACUCUGUUGUACUGGUAGCUAGGGCCUGGACCCAUUUGUACUGGUAGCUAGGGCCUGGACUCUGUUGUACUGGUAGCUAGAGGCAGGACUCUGUUGUACUGGUAACUAGAGCCUGGACUCUGUUGUACUGGUAGCUAGGGCCUGGACUCUGUUGUACUGGUAGCUAGGGCCUGGACUCUGUUGUACUGGUAGCUAGAGGCAGGACUCUGUUGUACUGGUAGCUAGAGCCUGGACUCUGUUGUACUGGUAGCUAGGGCCUGGACUCUGUUGUACUGGUAGGUAGAGGCAGGACUCUGUUGUACUGGUAGGUAGAGGCAGGACUCUGUUGUACUGGUAGCUAGAGGCAGGACUCUGUUGUACUGGUAGCUAGAGGCAGGACUCUGUUGUACUGGUAGCUAGGGCCUAAUGGCAUCUCGGCUCUCUCUUCCUUCAGGACUCAAGCUGGUGGCAGAUGAACUUUAUCCGUCCCAUCCACUCCUGGUUAAGACUGUUCCCCCUCACUCUGCUGCGUUGCUCUGUAGAUGUCCCUCAGUGCUGGGAGGGCGCCUGCCACCACGGCUGGCUCUUCCUCUGGAUCCAUCCAUCCCCUUCAGCUGACGUGUAAUUACACAAGCAGGUCUAUGGGAGGUGUGUCUUCAUCAGUACAGGAAGUCGGAUGGGCUAUCGUCCGAAGUCCUGAAGACGCUGAUUGGUUUCCUGCCUGGUGCCGCGUCACGCCGGCACUCCCCGCUGGCACGUCUGCCCUCGUCACGCUAACCGUCAUAGCAACUACAGUGCCUUCCCGCUUCCCCACUCCUCCAUCCAAGUGCUGCAUUCAGUCCACAGCCUGCCUUCCAUUCCCCAGAGGUCCUUACUGGGAACAUGGGCUCCCAGUAUAGAGACAGCAUGUCAACCAGUGCACUCCAUCUCCUCCUGGUGGAGAUACAGCCCCCCCCUCUCUGAGAGGGGAACUGCUGGAGUACUGAGGCCACGUCCUCGCAGUAAAGAUAAGAUGUCAACGUGGGCUAAUGGUUGAGCGACAGUACCCUCCUUUGUGGCUGUCGGAAGAACGCUGUACCUGAGCGUGAGAGUUGCUGCCUGAAUGUGAAGUUCUGGGGAAAAAAAUCUCUGUUCAGAUUACAGUUCUGGAGCAGAACUCGGUUCAGUGGAUAGUUCUGGCGAACAAAUCGAGACUCUGGCAUGGAUAAAGUGUCUGUGUGUUUGUGUGUGCGCGAGUGCUUUGAGAUUCACGAAACCUGCCUCAUUCCAAAUGUGGCUUUUCUACCAGAAUAACUUUGUCGUACUAUUUAGUAGAAGUUGACAUGUGUGGUUUUGUUUUACAGGUUUUGUUACAUAUAUAGAUGGGAUUUUUUAUAUUGUGUUCACUGUGACCAUGUCAUAGUUGCACAAGAAAAGCUUAAGGGACCUUUACUUUGAAAUGAUACUCUGUGGUGCACUUCUGAGUGGUGUUCCAAUGCUGUUGGCCAAUGGUUACUGACAAACCACACGUCAAACCACUUUAUAUUAAACCUUUUUCUGGAACCCUUGAGCUUCAAUCUGUGCCGUUGAUUACUCUUUUUAAGUUUAGAUGAAGUAAAUAAGUUGUAUUAAACAAUAACAUUUAUAAUCCACUUUUUGAGUAAUUUCAAACCAGCAGGUUUGAAAUUACUCAAAGGUUAGAUCCCAAUUAAUCGUAGAAACUGCCAUUUUUAUUCGAUGGCAUAUUUUUGUUUAUGCUUUUUAGAGGCCACACAGAAUUACCACAGGGCUGGACUACCAUGACCUGAGUAAAAGCCCUAGUAUUAUGUUCCUUUAUCUGAGUGUUAACUAUAAGUAAUACACAUAAGAAACGUAGUUCACGAUAACAUGUCCCACUUAUUUGAUUCUUAAACCUGACUCAUGUUUUGUUAUUCUGUAGCAUAUCCUUUUUAUAUGAAAGCAAUUGGUUGCCAAGAUGAAUUUUCUAGUCUAUUAUUUUCUUAUGACCAGAUUAUUGUUAUUGGAUAUAUUUUUAUUGAACAGUGGUUAUGUUUUUUUUAUUUAUUCAGAAAGCUAUAAAGUUCUAACCAUGGCAGAUUCCAUGUCACUCUUUCUCUUUUCAUUAUUAUGAAGUCCUGUCUGAGAGAACUCACCAGCAAAUGCUUAAAGGAAAUUACUUAAAGGCUCACAUUCAGAUAGUGUAGUCCUACAACUCCAUGGCUGUUUUAUCAAAGUACCAGAAAAAGGAACGUCAUAUAAUGUGAUUCUUUUUUUUACACAAAAUAAUUAUUGCUGUAAAUUUCAACUUGCCGAAAAUGCGUUUCUCCAGAAUUCUGGAAAUUGUACGAAAUCCUGGAUACAUUAUGGGAAAAUAUGUGGUUCACUGUGGAUAACGUUGCAGGAUAAUUAUAUUGUAUUUCUAAUGGAUAGUUGAGCGUUAUCAGUUCUGAAUGUCGUUUUAGUAAACAUUUUUAUACAUUGGCCUCUUCUGGCCUCUCCAGUUAAAAAACUAAACACCACAGUUUGCUGUCUUCAGCGCAUUCAUUUUUAAAGCUGACAUUUCUAAAGAGAAACUAUUUUCAACCUCUGGAGACGGCUGGAGUUAGAGGGUGUUCAUGUUAGUUUAUUUACACACGAUGAAAUUAACAGCAAAAAUAAAGAACACAAAGUGUUGUUGGGUUGUCAAACUCUGAAUGUGGUAAUUUGUGACUACUGGUGUGGUGGAUGGUGACUGGAGCAUCAAUCCAACUGUUGUUGUCCUAACCUGGUCACUAGUAUGCAACCAUCGUUGUGUUGAGCUGGUUAGAGUCGGUGGUCAUCAAGUUAAGUGAUCAACUGUAAGUGCUUUGACAAUAUGUUGGUCAGGUGGCUUGUAAAAGGAUAACACGCACACGCUCACACUCCCCACAAGUCCCAAGUCCCCCAUAUCCACUCUCAUUAUGCUUAUUCGGUCCAGAUGCUGAGGCCAAAUAAUCAUGUUUUUUAGAGAACAAACUAAUUUGGAGCCAGUUGUGCUGAAUGCUGCAUUGUGGUGUAUCUCUUUAAUACGUUAUAAUUGUUUGUUGUGAUCUACCCAGAGUGACUCUAAGAUAUACCAACUCUUGCUGUUGGUUGGUCCUUGCUGUUGGUUGGCGUUCGAUUUUUGCGAAGUUUUUCAUUACUGGUGGUUAUUUGAAACUAAACUAUUGGUAUACUGUGUCUCAAAAGCUGUUUGUGUUCAUGGUGGGGGUUUAGGUUUGAGGUAUGAAGUAUAUAUAUUCCUCAGGUUUUUGACAAAGGGAUUGCUUCUAUGUUUGUAGAUUUUUAAAUGAUGUCACAGAGAAUGGGAAACCGUGCAAUUUUUUUAAGCAGAAGUGAUGUAAUUAAUAAAAGUUAAGAUGAUAACGUUGUAA